Messenger RNA from [Candida] anglica, 495 nucleotides. The record is from the annotation of a GenBank genome assembly. NCBI's taxonomy places the organism in Eukaryota, Fungi, Ascomycota, Pichiomycetes, Serinales, Debaryomycetaceae.
ACAAAACUUUGAUCUAAUUAAUCAACAAGUUUAAUUUAUAUCAUAAUGGCCGAAAAGUUAUCUGAACAGCAAAUUGCUGAAUUCAAGGAAGCCUUCUCCUUGUUCGACAAGGACAGCGAUGGAAAAAUCACCACCAAGGAAUUGGGUACCGUCAUGAGAUCUCUUGGACAAAACCCAAGCGAAAGUGAACUCACUGAUAUGAUAAACGAAGUUGAUGUUGACAGUGAUGGAACCAUUGAUUUCCCAGAAUUCUUGACCAUGAUGGCUAGAAAGAUGAAGGAUACCGACUCUGAGGCCGAGAUUGCCGAAGCCUUCAAGGUUUUCGACAGAAAUGGAGAUGGUAAGAUAAGUGCCGCUGAAUUGAGACACGUCUUGACUUCUAUCGGUGAGAAGUUAUCUGAUGCUGAUGUUGAUCAAAUGAUCAGAGAAGCUGAUACCAACAAUGAUGGUGAAAUUGAUAUCCAAGAAUUCACCCAGUUACUAGCUGCUAAAUAG